Molecule: messenger RNA, 1161 nt
Organism: Pseudovirgaria hyperparasitica
Lineage: Eukaryota; Fungi; Ascomycota; Dothideomycetes; Acrospermales; Acrospermaceae
Exons: 2
Coding region: 25-1134 (369 amino acids)
Source: RefSeq, a predicted model, not a curated record
CACUGAUCAUUGUUCUCAAGCAAUAUGCAUGGAUCUACGCGUUGUUUACGCGCAGCUUUACUCUUACCUGUCUUCUCCUGGUCGCUCUCGUUUUCUCACUUAAUCUAUCCCAACGAUCGCUUGGUGCCAUCAUACCUUAUCCAUAUGGCAAAACUUUCUACAGCCAUGACUUCUCACUACGGAAACCCCAGACAUGUCACGAAGCCUGCCAAACACUCGGAUUCCAUCGACGGGGCGGACAUCGAGUGGAGAAGAUUCGUGAGGACACUUAUACGCGUUGCCCUGUUGCUCUACAUGACUAUGACCGCUGUACUGUAUUGGUUUGCCUACGACUGGCGUUGGAUUUUCUACGAACUCAACAAAUGGUUCCUCACCGCUCACUUGAGCGUCGCCUUUUACGCUUUCCUGCGGAACGAAGGUAUAACUGACCUAGCCCUGAAGGCCAUCUAUGACGCAGUCCCAGUCGUUUUUGAAUGGAUACACAGCGCUAGGCGCAUCUACCAGUGGUCGACUGUAUCCAUCAUUAGUCAGUUGACAGCACGAUGGGAGUAUCUCGCCACAAUGUGCGAGAAUGCAGUACCCGGCUGGGCUGUCAUGGUAUGGCACAGUCGUGUAUUCUCCUUGGUCAAGUGCAGUCUAAGAUUGGUAUGGCUUAGUCCACAAGCUUCGGAUGUGGACGCAUUCAUAUUGGCAUGGAGGAGGCUCUGGUGGAAGAACGAGAAGACUGAGACUACCCCACCUUCAUCACCUCUGAUACAAAACACCCCAGGCUAUUUCCCGGUAGACCGAGCAUCCAGUCCAGCCGAUGACGAAAGUCUCCUCGAACAAACGCGAUGUCCCAAAGAGCUACCAUACGCUUCUAUAGGCCCUGAUAGCCCCGAAAUGUCGAAGAUAAUUAUCUCACCUACGUCUUCAGCCCUCCAAGGCGCAACUCCGACCUACAGUGUGGACUAUUCGAUGGUAGGCGCUCUUGACGUCCCCCUCGGCGAGACUGCUGACGGCAUGUCCUCUCGAGACAAGCUGACUCCGGCAUCGCGAUCAGUGCUAUGCGACUACGCCUGGAAGGGACAAGGACCGCCGCAGAAGAGUGACGCAAGGAACAGGAUUCAAGACAUCUUGGAGGUCGACACAUAAAAGUAACUUCGCCGAGUGAUUCGCCAC